CGAACCGUCUCCAGUGAGUUCUCCAUUUUGCGGGAACAGAGCAGAAGGAGAAAAAAGUUAAAUAAACACCAGGAAGAAGAAGAAGAAACGUUGAGGAGCAGGUGUUUAGCUCUGGAUCUGUGGCUUUUUCAGAAGAUGAGUGUUUAUGUGGAGGAAGAGGACAGAACAGAGUCUCCAGGAUCCAGAUGUGUGAUUAUGAAGAAUGACAGAUGUGAGCCUCCAUCAUUCAGUCCUGAACCUGGAGCCUCAGACACAAAAGUCCAGAACCAAAGACAAAGAGCAGAACCUCCAGGACUCAGCUGUCUGUCUAUGAAGAGUGAUCGGUCCAAAGAUGAGCCUAUUAACUUCAGUAAUGAACCUGGAGCCUCAGACACAAAGUCCCAUCAGAGACAAAGAUAUGAUGGACCUGGACCCAGCUGUGUGUCCUUCAAGAGCGACCGGUCGAAGGAUGCUGAUAAUAAUUUCAAUGACCAACCUGUUUCACAGUCACAAGUGGACCAGCAGAUCUCAGAGGUUCCCAGUGCUCAGUCUGUCCAGCAGCACCAAACACACCUGGACUCCAUAUUUAUGCUGCUGGAGGAAAACAUUGUCAUGUUUGUGAAGAAGGAGCUGAAGCAGAUGCAGAAGGUCCUGAAUCCAGAUUACCCAGAAUGCUUAGAGAGUCAGAGGGAGGAUGAAGAGGAGUUGGAUGGUGAUGAUGAAGAGCAGAGGAGUAGCAGCAGAGACGCGUUUCUGAAGAUCACAGUGAACUUCCUGAGGAGGAUGAAGCAGGAGGAGCUGGCUGACUGUCUGCAGAGCAGAUCUUCUGCUGCAGUUUGUCAGGAUCAACUUAAAUCUCACCUGAAGCAGAAGUUCCAGUGUGUCUUUGAAGGCAUCGCUAAAGCAGGAAAGCCAACCCUUCUGAACCAGAUCUACACAGAGCUCUACAUCACAGAGGGAGGGACUGGAGAGGUCAACGAUGAACAUGAGGUCAGACAGAUUGAAACAGCCUCCAGGAAACCAGACAGAGCAGAAACAAGCAUCAGACCAGAAGACGUCUUUAAAGGCUCAGCUGGAAGAGCUGGAGCCAUCAGAACAGUGAUGACAAAGGGAGUGGCUGGCAUUGGGAAAACAGUCCUAACACAGAAGUUCACUCUGGACUGGGCUGAAGGCAAAGCCAACCAGGACAUACACUUCACAUUUCCAUUUACAUUCAGAGAGCUGAAUGUGCUGAAAGAGCAAAAGUUCAGCUUGGUGGAACUUGUUCAUCACUUCUUCACUGAAACCAAAGCAGCAAGAAUCUGCAGGUUUGAACACUUCCAGGUUGUUUUCAUCUUAGAUGGUCUGGAUGAGCGUCGACUUCCCCUGGACUUCAACAAGACUAAAACCCUGACUGAUGUCACAGAAUCCACCUCAGUGGAUGUGCUGCUGACAAACCUGAUCAGGGGGAACCUGCUUCCCUCUGCUCGCCUCUGGAUCACCACACGACCUGCAGCAGCCAAUCAGAUCCCUCCUGGGUGUGUUGCCAUGGUGACAGAGGUCAGAGGGUUCACUGACCCACAGAAGGAGGAGUACUUCAGGAAGAGGUUCAGAAAUGAGCAGCAGGCCACAACAAUCAUGUCCCACAUCAAGACGUCACGAAGCCUCCACAUCAUGUGCCACAUCCCAGUCUUCUGCUGGAUCACUGCUACGGUUCUGGAGGAUCUGCUGGAAACCAGAGAGGGAGGAGAGCUGCCCAAGACCCUGACGGAGAUGUACAUCCACUUCCUGGUGGUUCAGACCAAAGUGAAGAACAUCAAGUAUGAUGGAGGAGCUGAGACAGAUCCACUCUGGAAUAAAAAGAGCAAGAAAAUGAUUAAGUCUCUGGGAAAACUGGCUUUUGAGCAGCUGCAGAAAGGAAACCUGAUCUUCUAUGAGUCAGACCUGACAGAGUGUGGCAUCGAUGUCAGAGCAGCCUCAGUUUAUUCAGGGGUGUUCACACAGGUGUUUAAAGAGGAAAAAGGGCUGUAUCAGGACAAGGUGUUCUGCUUCAUCCAUCUGAGUGUUCAGGAGUUUCUGGCUGCUCUUCAUGUCCAUCUGACCUUCAUCAACUCUGGAGUCAACCUGCUGUCACAAAUAUCCUGGUUUAAAUAUUUUAUGAUGAAACAUAGAACUUCACAGUUCUACCGUGGUGCUGUGGACAAGGCUUUAGAGAGUCCAAAUGGACACCUGGAUCUGGUCCUCCGCUUCCUCCUGGGAUUUUCUCUUGAGAAAAACCAGUCAUUCUUACAAGGUUUGAUGACACGAAUGAGAAGUAAUUUACAAACCAAUCAGGACACAGUUCAGUACAUCAAGAAGAAAAUCACAGAGUUUCCUUCUGCAGAGAAAAGCAUCAACCUCUUCCACUGUCUGAAUGAGCUGAAUGAUUGUUCUCUAGUAGAGAAGAUCCAAGACUAUCUGAAAUCAGGAAGUCUCUCCACAGAUAAACUGUCUCCUGCCCAGUGGUCAGCUCUGGUUUUCAUCUUAUUGUCUUCAGCAAAUGAUCUUGAAGUAUUUGAGCUGAAUAAAUUCUUUGCUUCAGAGGAGGCUCUUCUGAGGUUGCUGCCUGUGGUCAAAGCUUCCAACACAGCACUACUGAGUCGCUGUAACCUGUCAGAGAGAAGCUGUGGAGCUCUGUCCUCAGUUCUCAGCUCUCAGUCCUCUAGUCUGAGAGAACUGGACCUGAGUAACAACAACCUGCAGGAUUCAGGAGUGAAGCUACUGUCUGCUGGACUGAAGAGUCCUCACUGUCGACUGGAGACUCUCAGACUGAGUGUGUGUGACCUGUCAGAGAGAAGCUGUGAAGCUCUGUCCUCAGUUCUCAGCUCUCAGUCCUCUAGUCUGAGAGAACUGGACCUGAGUAACAACAACCUGCAGAAUUCAGGAGUGAAGCUACUGUCUGUUGGACUGAAGAGUCCUCACUGUCGACUGGAGACUCUCAGGCUGUCAGGCUGUCUGCUCUCAGAGGAAGCUUGUGUCUCUCUGGCCUCAGCUCUGAGCUCCAACCCCUCCCAUCUGAGAGAGCUGGACCUGAGCUACAAUCAUCCAGGAGACUCAGGAGUGGAGCUGCUGUCUGCUGGAGUCAAGGAUCCACACUGGAGACUGGACACUCUCAGGGUGGAGCCUGGUGGAGUCCGAUGGUUGACACCAGGUCUGAGCAAGUAUUUCUGUCAACUCACUAUCGACACAAACACAGUGAACAGAUACUUACAACUGUGUGACAACAACAGGAAGGUGACACGUGUGGAGGAGGAUCAGUCAUAUCCUGAUCAUCCAGACAGAUUUGACUGGCCUCAGCUGCUGUGUAGUAAUGGUCUGACUGGUUGCUGUUACUGGGAGGUUGAGUGGAGAGGAAGAGUUCAUAUAUCAUUGAGUUACAGAGGAAUCAGAAGGAAAGGACGCAGUAAAGACUGUUGGUUUGGAUUCAACGAUCAGUCCUGGAGUCUGAGCUGCUCUGAUGAUGGUUACUAUGUCAGACACAAUAACAUAGUAACAUUCAUCUCCUCCUCUGUGUCUGACAGAGUAUCAGUGUAUGUGGACUGUCCUGCUGGUUCUCUGUCCUUCUACAGAGUCUCCUCUGACAAACUGAUCCACCUUCACACCUUCAACACCACAUUCACUGAACCUCUUUAUCCUGGGUUUGGGUUCUUGUAUCCUGGUUCCUCAGUGUCUCUGUGUGAUGUGUCCUAGUGAGAGUUUGAUCCUGUCAGAGAAACGUUGUCACUGUGGAACAUAGUU
Betta splendens (Siamese fighting fish) is the source of this 3735-nucleotide messenger RNA. Its product is annotated as protein NLRC3-like. Bases 136 to 3687 code for a protein of 1183 amino acids. Gene Ontology annotation, molecular function: protein binding. The transcript has 12 exons. The record is from RefSeq and is a predicted model, not a curated record. NCBI's taxonomy places the organism in Eukaryota, Metazoa, Chordata, Actinopteri, Anabantiformes, Osphronemidae.